CUAAGACUACGAGCUAUAUGCCUACACAGUGCUAGCUGCUCCACAGUUUGGUUGUAUACUCGGCCAAAACAUCUGGCAUCAAGUUGGUCAACCAUCCAUGCCACUCCAUCGCCGCAUCAGUGAAGACAUGUGUCCUCUCAUCAUGGUCCACUGCUCGUCUAUCUAUCAUACUCCUCGCCUCGCCUCGCCGUUCUGCUGUCUCAGGCGUUCACACCAUCACCCACUCAAUGGCCAUCGUUCAAGCCACGCAGCGGCCCUUCCGUUCGGCUCUAGCAUCGGCCCUGGCAGAAGGAGCCUCACCCGCCGUGAUCUCGCCGUUUGCUUCCAAAGGUGUUCUGUUCCUGGGCCGUCCCCCUGCAUAAGCCCCAUUCCCAGCAAUCUGUGUGGUCGGGAUGGUUGGAUUAGGAAGCACACACGGGCCAACACCAACCACUGUUCUAAUCUGAUGACAGUCAAAAGGCCAGAUAUAGCCAGUCUACCCUCUCUCUAUCGCCUGCUUUCUAUUUCCCGGUCUUCGCUACUAAUAGCAUUGCUGGGUUCCAUGCGCCCCAGCGGCGGGUCCUCAUUGUACCACCUCUGUGCUCGCUACGUCGAUACCUGGGCUCAGCUUCGAGCCUCUGGAUAUUCUAGAGCCUCAGCUCCGACCUCGGUGCGGUGUUCAGUAUCACAGCAUAGACCCGGUAUGUAAUCAGGCUCCUUCCGUGCCUCGUUACCAGGCGUCUAGUUUCGCACCAGCCCUCGCCGUCUUAAUCGCUCCGCGCAAUCCUCCCCCUCCCACGUUCGA
Molecule: messenger RNA, 784 nt
Organism: Mytilinidion resinicola
Lineage: Eukaryota; Fungi; Ascomycota; Dothideomycetes; Mytilinidiales; Mytilinidiaceae
Exons: 1
Coding region: 98-688 (196 amino acids)
Source: RefSeq, a predicted model, not a curated record